Penicilliopsis zonata CBS 506.65 is the source of this 5745-nucleotide messenger RNA. RefSeq lists its product as hypothetical. The transcript is spliced from 3 exons. Gene Ontology annotation, molecular function: 1,3-beta-D-glucan synthase activity. The record is from RefSeq and is a predicted model, not a curated record. NCBI's taxonomy places the organism in Eukaryota, Fungi, Ascomycota, Eurotiomycetes, Eurotiales, Aspergillaceae. Gene Ontology annotation, biological process: fungal-type cell wall polysaccharide biosynthetic process; (1->3)-beta-D-glucan biosynthetic process. The coding region runs from base 1 to 5745 and encodes 1914 amino acids. Gene Ontology annotation, cellular component: 1,3-beta-D-glucan synthase complex; plasma membrane.
AUGUCGGGCUAUCAGCACGGCUACGAGGAGGGCUACGGCCAACAAGGCCAUGGCGACCCCUACUACCAGGAGGAACACGCUCAAGGUUACUAUGACAACCAGGAAUAUCAACAAGGAGAUGGCUAUUAUGACAGAUCCGGCUAUGAGCAGGGAGAACAAAACCAAGCGUAUCAUCAGGAUGGCGGAUACUACGAGGGUGGCCAGCAAGAUGAAUAUUACAACGAUCAGUACUACGACCAGGGCAAUGGCGGCCAAGGUGGCUACGGAGGACAGGGUCGGCGUCGUGGCGGGGACUCGGAAGAGGACUCGGAGACUUUCAGUGAUUUCACAAUGAGAUCGGAAACCGCACGAGCAGCCGACAUGGAUUACUACGGCCGUGGCGACGAGCGAUACAACAGCUACAACGACGGUCAGGCCGGGGGACGCGGGUAUGGAUACCGCCCUCCCUCGUCCCAGGUCUCCUACGGAGGCAACCGCUCCUCCGGUGCCUCGACUCCCGUGUAUGGUAUGGAUUACGGCAACGCUCUGCCGGCUGGCCAACGGUCUCGGGAGCCCUACCCGGCCUGGACCUCGGACGCUCAGAUCCCCAUCUCCAAGGAGGAGAUCGAGGAUAUCUUCCUGGACCUGGUCAACAAGUUUGGUUUCCAGCGCGACAGCAUGCGCAACAUGUAUGACCAUCUCAUGACCCUGCUGGACUCCCGGGCGUCUCGCAUGACCCCGAACCAGGCGCUGCUCUCCCUGCACGCGGACUACAUUGGCGGUGAGAACGCCAACUACCGCCGCUGGUAUUUCGCCGCCCAUCUCGACCUGGACGAUGCCGUCGGGUUCGCCAACAUGAACCUGGGCAAGGCGGAUCGCAAGACCCGCAAGGCUCGUAAGGCUGCCAAGGCCAAGGCCGCCCAGAACCCAGAGAACGUCGACGAGACCCUCCAGGCGCUGGAGGGCGAUAACAGUCUGGAGGCCGCCGAGUACAGAUGGAAGACCCGCAUGAACCGCAUGUCCCAGCACGAUCGGGCGCGCCAGCUGGCUCUCUUCCUCAUGUGCUGGGGUGAAGCCAAUCAGGUCCGAUUCCUGCCGGAAUGCCUGUGCUUCAUCUUCAAGUGCGCCGACGACUACUACAGCUCGCCCGAGUGUCAGAACCGGGUCGAACCCGUCGAGGAAUUCACCUACCUGAACGAGAUCAUCACCCCGCUCUACCAGUACUGCCGUGACCAGGGAUACGAGAUCCUCGACGGCAAGUACGUCCGUCGCGAGCGUGAUCACGCUCAGAUCAUCGGUUACGACGACAUGAACCAGCUCUUCUGGUACCCCGAGGGUAUCGAGCGUAUCUCCCUCGAAGACAAGACUCGUCUCGUCGACAUCCCCCCGGCCGAGCGGUGGACCAAGCUCAAGGAGGUCAACUGGAAGAAGGCCUUCUUCAAGACGUACAAGGAGACUCGUUCCUGGUUCCAUCUGAUCACCAACUUCAACCGUAUCUGGGUCAUUCACUUGGGUGCCUUCUGGUUCUUCACCGCAUACAACGCUCCGACACUCUACACCAAGAACUACCAACAACAAGAAAACAACAAACCUCACCCGGCCAAGAUCUGGUCUGCUGUCGGCUUCGGUGGUGCCUUGGUCAGUUUCAUUCAGAUUCUCGCUACCAUCUGUGAGUGGCUCUAUGUACCUCGGCGAUGGGCUGGCGCGCAGCAUUUGACCAAGCGCUUGCUCUUCCUGCUCUUCAUGUUUGUUAUCAACCUGGCGCCCGGUGUCUACAUCUUCGGAAUCGCCACCGAUGAUGCCAAGGGUACCAUUCCGUUGAUCCUCGGUAUUGUGCACUUCUUCAUCGCUCUGGGGUCGUUCUUCUUCUUUUCGGUGAUGCCUCUUGGCGGCCUGUUUGGCAGCUAUCUGAAGAAGUCCGGACGCCAAUACGUGGCUAGCCAGACUUUUACGGCCAGCUUCCCUCGUUUGCACGGUAACGACAUGUGGAUGUCUUACGGCCUCUGGGUCUGUGUCUUUGGUGCCAAACUGGCUGAGUCGUACUUUUUCUUGACGCUCUCCUUCAAGGACCCGAUCCGUAUCCUGAGUCCCAUGAAGAUCCACAGAUGUGUCGGUGUCACUUACAUGCCCUCUGCACUCUGCCACUACCAGCCCCAGAUCUUGCUCGGCCUCAUGUUCGUCAUGGACGUGACCCUCUUCUUCUUGGACAGUUAUCUCUGGUACAUUAUCUGCAACACCGUCUUCUCCGUCGCCCGCUCCUUCUACCUCGGUGUGUCCAUCUGGUCCCCGUGGCGCAACAUCUUCUCUCGUCUGCCCAAGCGUAUUUACUCCAAGGUGCUUGCCACCACCGACAUGGAGAUCAAGUACAAGCCCAAGGUUCUCAUCUCUCAGGUGUGGAACGCGAUCAUCAUUUCCAUGUACCGCGAGCAUCUCCUGGCCAUCGACCACGUGCAGAAGCUCUUGUACCACCAGGUCCCCUCUGAGCAGGAAGGUAAACGCACCCUCCGUGCCCCGACGUUCUUCGUCUCCCAAGAGGAUCAGUCCUUCAAGACCGAGUUCUUCCCGUCUGGCAGUGAAGCCGAGCGCCGUAUCUCCUUCUUCGCUCAGUCCUUGUCCACUCCGAUCCCCGAGCCUCUCCCCGUCGACAACAUGCCCACCUUCACUGUCCUGAUCCCCCACUAUGGCGAGAAGAUUCUCUUGUCCCUGCGUGAAAUCAUUCGCGAGGAUGAGCCGUACUCCCGUGUCACGCUCUUGGAAUACACCAAACAGCUCCACCCUCACGAAUGGGACUGCUUCGUCAAGGAUACCAAGAUUCUGGCUGAUGAGACCUCGCAAUUCAAUGGCGAGUUUGAGAAGAGCGAAUCGGAUGCUCAGAAGAGCAAGAUCGAUGAUCUUCCCUUCUACUGCAUUGGUUUCAAGUCCGCCGCUCCCGAGUACACUCUCCGUACCCGUAUCUGGGCCUCGCUCCGUUCUCAGACCCUGUACCGUACCAUCUCCGGUUUCAUGAACUACAGCCGAGCCAUCAAGCUGUUGUACCGUGUUGAAAACCCCGAGGUUGUCCAGAUGUUCGGUGGCAACUCCGAGAAGCUCGAACGGGAGUUGGAGCGCAUGGCCCGCCGCAAAUUCAAGAUCUGUGUCUCUAUGCAGCGUUAUGCCAAGUUCAACAAGGAAGAGCGCGAGAACACCGAGUUCCUUCUGCGUGCCUACCCGGAUCUGCAGAUCGCUUACCUGGACGAGGAGCCUCCUACCAACGAGGGCGAAGAACCCCGCCUCUACUCUGCCUUGAUUGACGGUCACUCUGAAAUUUUGGAGAAUGGCAUGCGUAAGCCCAAGUUCCGCAUUCAACUCUCCGGCAACCCUAUCCUUGGCGACGGCAAAUCCGACAACCAGAACCACUCUGUGAUCUUCUACCGCGGUGAAUACAUCCAGCUGGUCGAUGCCAACCAGGACAACUACCUUGAAGAGUGUCUCAAGAUUCGCAGCGUCCUCGCCGAGUUCGAAGAGCUGACCACCGAUAAUGUCUCCCCCUACACCCCUGGCCUGCCCUCCCCCAAGUUUGACCCCGUGGCCAUUCUCGGUGCCCGUGAAUACAUUUUCUCGGAGAACAUUGGUGUUCUGGGUGAUGUUGCCGCUGGAAAGGAACAGACGUUCGGUACCCUCUUUGCGAGAACCCUGGCUCAAAUUGGCGGCAAACUGCACUACGGACACCCGGAUUUCCUCAACGGUAUUUUCAUGACCACUCGUGGUGGUGUCUCCAAAGCUCAGAAGGGUCUCCAUCUGAACGAGGAUAUCUACGCUGGUAUGAAUGCAAUGAUCCGUGGUGGCCGUAUUAAGCACUGCGAGUACUACCAGUGCGGUAAGGGUCGUGAUCUUGGCUUCGGUUCCGUCCUCAACUUCACCACCAAGAUCGGAACCGGUAUGGGUGAGCAGAUGCUUUCGCGCGAGUACUACUACCUUGGUACCCAACUUCCCUUGGAUCGUUUCCUGUCCUUCUACUAUGCCCACGGUGGUUUCCACGUCAACAACAUGUUCAUCAUGUUGUCGGUCAAGAUGUUCAUGAUUGUCCUGAUCAACCUGGGUGCCUUGAAGCAUGAGACUAUCACCUGCAAGUACAACUCGAACCUGCCCAUCACGGAUCCUCUGCGCCCCACGUACUGUGCCGACCUGAUCCCGAUCACCAACUGGGUCAACCGAUGCGUUCUUUCGAUCUUCAUUGUCUUUUUCAUCUCCUUUGUGCCCCUCGCCGUUCAAGAGUUGACCGAGCGUGGACUCUGGCGCAUGGCAACUCGUCUGGCCAAGCAGUUCGGCUCGGUUUCCUUCAUGUUCGAGGUGUUUGUCUGUCAGAUCUACGCGAACUCGGUCCAUCAGAACCUUUCCUUUGGCGGUGCCCGUUACAUUGGUACUGGUCGUGGCUUCGCCACUGCCCGUAUUCCCUUUGGAAUUCUGUACUCGCGAUUUGCCGGUCCCUCGAUCUACAAUGGUUCCCGUCUGCUGCUCAUGCUCCUGUUCGCUACGUCUACCGUCUGGACUGCGGCUUUCAUCUGGUUCUGGGUGUCCCUGCUAGCUCUGGUGAUCUCGCCGUUCAUCUUCAACCCGCACCAGUUCUCCUGGGAGGACUUCUUCAUCGAUUACCGUGAUUACCUCCGCUGGCUGUCCCGUGGUAACUCCCGCUCGCAUGCCUCCUCGUGGAUCGCCUUCUGCCGUUUGUCCCGAACUCGUAUCACUGGUUACAAGCGCAAGCUGAUCGGCGUUCCGUCGGAGAAGAACUCAGCUGAUGUUCCUCGCGCUCGUAUUUCCAACAUCUUCUUCAGUGAAAUCGUUGCCCCGUUGCUCUCGGUUGCCGUCACUCUCGUCCCCUACCUGUACAUUAACUCGAGAACUGGUGUGAAAGCAGACGAAACCCAGAAAUACAAUGCCCUGCUCCGUGUUGGCAUCGUCGCUUUCGCUCCGAUCGCGGUCAAUGCUGGUGUUUCCAUCGCUUUCUUCGGCAUGGCAUGCUGCAUGGGCCCCCUUCUCAGCAUGUGCUGCAAGAAGUUUGGUGCCGUCCUCGCGGCUAUUGCUCAUGCCAUCGCCGUCAUCAUGCUGCUCCUUGUCUUCGAGGUCAUGUUUAUCCUUGAAUCCUGGUCUUGGCCUCGAUGCCUCUUGGGCAUGAUCGCUACGGUUGCCAUCCAACGUUUCGUUUACAAGCUCAUCAUCGCCCUGGCUCUGACUCGUGAGUUCAAGCAUGAUCAGUCCAACGUUGCCUGGUGGACCGGUAAAUGGUACAACAUGGGAUGGCACUCGUUCUCCCAACCCGGACGUGAAUUCCUUUGCAAGAUUACCGAGCUCGGCUACUUCGCGACCGAUUUUAUUCUGGGCCAUACCCUCCUGUUCUUCAUGCUUCCCGCUCUCUGCGUCCCGUACAUUGACAAGUUCCAUUCGGUCGUUCUCUUCUGGCUGCGCCCUAGUCGGCAAAUCCGUCCUCCGAUCUACUCCCUCAAGCAGUCUAAACUGCGCAAGCGCAGGGUCGUUCGCUACGCCAUUCUCUACUUUGGACUCCUUAUCCUGUUCAUCUUACUGAUUGCCGGUCCUCUCAUUGUUCGCCGUCUCAACAUCAUCACCCCGUCGAAGACGCUGAGCUCUCUGAGCAGUUUUUACCUUGUCCAACCGCUCGAUACCAACAACAACGACACUGUUUCAUGCUACACUGGAAGCUACCUCCCUGCGGGAUAUUCGGCUUCACUUUGCUCCACCAGCAGUGGUGCCGCUGCCAGUGCCACUUCAUGA